Pneumocystis murina B123 is the source of this 1560-nucleotide messenger RNA. RefSeq lists its product as hypothetical. Bases 190 to 1560 code for a protein of 456 amino acids. NCBI's taxonomy places the organism in Eukaryota, Fungi, Ascomycota, Pneumocystomycetes, Pneumocystales, Pneumocystaceae. The record is from RefSeq and is a predicted model, not a curated record. The transcript is spliced from 6 exons.
GACGAUUAUAUUGAGUUAUGUCUCUAAUUUAUUCUGUAGAACAGCUGUUUGAUAUUAAAGAGUCUCCUCUUGUUAAAAAGCCAGAUAGGUUGCCUGAUGGGAUAGGGUUUGCAAAAAUAGAAAAAUAUAAUCUAAUUUUAUGUUAAUAAUUAAGAUUUGAGACAGAAGUGGAAUAUAAUAAAUCAUAUAAUGAUGCAAAUGUUUCUUUUAAAGAAAGGUAUUAAACUUUAUUUUCUGAAAAUAUACUAUUUUUUAUUCUAUUAUAUUAGGUCCUCCGGUGAUGUUGAAAUGUUUACUAGUAUAAAAGAUUAUAAAUCAUUUUAUGCUUCGGAUAUGAUGACUUUUGAUCCAUAUAAUACUGCAUCUUUUAUUCCGGAAUUUAGGAAUAAUGUUAUUAAUAUUGAUAAUAAUGAUGACAAUAUUUCCAGAACAUUUACUAAAUAUGGUAUUGCGCAUAUAUUUAAUGAUGAUGUUAAUGAUAACUGUGAAGCAAAUUCUGCACGAAUAGUACAUGGAAAAUCUAUAGCUAUUGAAAAUGUAAAACCAAAAACUAGUCAGGAAUUUGCUGAAGAAAUGUACUAUAAACGUAAAAUACGUACGAGUCUUCGUGAAAAAAAAUGUGAAUCAGCUUUUGAAAAUCGUAAUAAUACGUUACUAGAAUCUUCUCUUGAUAGAAUUAAGCCCUUAAAUCUUAAUUCAUCUGAUUUAAUAAGAAAUGCAAAAAAAAAUACUAUUAAUGAAAUUAAGACAUGGGAGAUGGAUAUGAAAUAUAAUAAUAUGCCUAGUAUAAUUGACGAUAAUAAAAAUGUUGAAGGUUUUAGGGACUUAAAAAAUACAAUUAUAUCUGGUGAUUCUAGAGAUCGUAUAAAAACUAUUCUUAAAUUGGAAGUUUCACGAAAAGAUGUUCCUAUAGAACAUAAAGAGGAAUAUAUUUCUGAAUACGAUAAUAAAUAUGAUAGAAAUUCAUCCAGUUAUUCUCGAUUAAAAAAUGUUGAUGGUGAAUUUGACUCGAUGUAUUUUUUAUCAAAUUCAAGACAAGUGUCAUCUUCACGAUAUCAUAAUCUUGAUUCUAAUCAAACAUCUCGUUUUUCUACUUUUUUCGCUAGUGAUUCCAUAAAUUUGAUAAGUGAUGUAAAGAAAAAUAAUUUGAAUGUUUCAUCAAAUAAUGAACCUUUGUCUACCGAAUAUUCUGAUACUGGUUUGAUUUAUGGGUCUGAUUAUAAUGAUAAAUUUUCUGAAAUUUCUAUUACUACUUCUAAGACGAGUGAUGAAAUUGGUUUUCAACGAAUAAUGGAUAUGCUAAGAAAAUCGAAUCAAUCUAUUUCUACGAAUCGUUUGAUAUCUCAUAACUCUAAAAUAACAUCUAAUGAAAUAGAUUAUAAUAAGAGCAAUGAAUAUUCCAUACAAAAUUCUGAUAAUUUACUUAAAUAUCAGUCAUUUAUGCAUAAGGAUAUUUCUGAUUCAAAAUUUUUUCUAAGUUUGCUUAAUCAACCUUCUCAUUUAUCUUCUUUACAUGUUGAUUCAUUGAAUAAUGAGAACAUAAAUGCUUUUCGGGAUUGA